Messenger RNA from Delphinapterus leucas (beluga whale), 3624 nucleotides. NCBI's taxonomy places the organism in Eukaryota, Metazoa, Chordata, Mammalia, Artiodactyla, Monodontidae. The record is from RefSeq and is a predicted model, not a curated record.
AUGCCGGGGCCCGAACGACGCGAACGCUCUCCGACUCCCGCGCACAGCCACGCGAACCCCGGCACCCCAGCGCUCCGCUUCCGGCGACCACUGCAGCUUCCGACACCCCCUGGCCCCCCGCGCCAGAGCAAGAGCAGCUCCGAAUGGCUGCGACGCGUCCAAUGUGCAGCCUUGGCCCUGCGGGGGGGCGGGACCUGUGGGGGCCUGGCCAAUGCUCGGGGAGAUCCCGCGUCCGGGCGGGCCGUCAGGAGCGCGGCCGUGGGGGGCGGAGCUUCGAGGCGCAGGGCCGGACGCCGACAAGGGCAGCCCACUCCUCAGUACAGGUUCCAGAAGAGAGACAAAGCGAUGCUAUACGGCAGGAACAUCAUGAGGAAGGUGACCACACUCCCCCACGCGCUUGUGGGGAACACAGCUGCCCCCCCGCAGUGGGUGAUGAAGAGGACCAAGGUGCUAUCUUUGGCCAAGAGCAUCCUGCGUUUCAAGAAGGAAUACCCCACCCUGCAGCCAAAGGAGCCCCCGCCCUCCCUGCUGGAGGCCGACCUCACGGAGUUCGAUGUGAAGAAUUCUCACCUGCCGUCAGGAGUUUUGUACAUGCUGAAAAAUGUUCAGGUCCUGGGUCACUUUGAGAAGCCACUUAUCCUGGAACUUUGCAAACACAUGGUGUUUGUGUAGCUUCUGGAAGGGGAGUACGUCUUCCGGCCAGGGGAGCCAGAUACCAGCAUCUAUGUAGUGCAGGACGGGCGGCUGGAGGUCUGCAUCCAGGAUUCGGUGAGAGCCCUUGGGUGGGGCAGGGCUGGGGUCUGUUGUCCCGCCGCUCACCUGCUGCUGUGUGGCCUGGCUCCUAACAGGCUGCGGACCGCUACUGGUCCGGGGGCUGGGGACCCCUGGUCUAAGGUGCUUGCUUGGCGUCAUGGUUUAAAGUGUGUGGUUGAGGUCUCUGUUCUUUCUCUGCCCCCAGGUUGUGACUCGCUGAUUCACCUCUUGGGCGAGAAGAUCCUGGGCAGCCUCCAGCAGGGAACUGCGACGGCUGGGUGCCUGGGUCACCAGUUUGGGCUACAUGCUGUAGGGAGCAAGUGGGACUCGGGGAACCCUGCCAGCAACCUCUCCACAGUGGCCGUCAUGCCCGUGUCAGAGGAUGUGCCCCUCACCGCCUUCACCCUGGAGCUCAAGCAUGCCCUUAGCGCCAUUGGCCCUGCCCUGCUGCUGACCAGCGGCAACGUAAAACAGCGCCUUGGCUCUGCUGCUCUGGACAGUAUCCACGAGCACCGGCUGUCCAGCUGGCUGAGGCAGCAGGAGGACAUCCACCGGAUCGUGCUCUACCAGGCGGACAGCACGCUCACACCCGGGACCCAGCGGUGUAUCCGGCAGCCCGACUUCAUCCUUAUCGUGGGCCUGGGCGAGGCCCCCGGAGCUCCCUCAUGCCCCCGCACCCCCUGGGUCACAGCUUCACAGAGGAAGGGCCAAGCACGCCACAGCCGGGUCGGUCUUCAGAACCAGGGUACCAUCCGCCAAGGCCAAGACCUGUGUUGGGCUGGGGCGCUGGAGCGGGUGCUGGAGAGCGCGGCUGUGCGUGCCCAGAAGCGCCGGGAGGACGGUCCUGUGCCGGCCCGCACUGUGCAGCGGCUCAACGUGGGGGGCUGCUCCGGCCACCUCCACCCCUGCUGCCCUCGCUGCGUCUCCAGGAGGAGCCUGCCCGAGCUGGUGGAGCCGUCCGAGCGGGUCUGCCAGAGGCCCCCGGACCGGCGCUCGGACUUCUCCGGCCUGGCGCGGGUGCUGACCGGCAACGCUGUCGCCUUGGUACCCGGGGGAGGGGGGCGUAGAGGCUGUGCCCAGGUGGGCAUCAUCCAGGCCCUAACAGAGGGCAGCAUCCCUGCGCACGUGCUCGCGUCCACCAGGGCCUUCACAGGCGCCCUGUGCUCUGAGGAGUGGAACUACAGCCAGAUACGGAUCCGGGCCAAGCAGUGGGCUGAGGAUGUGAUGUCGAUGGUAAAGACCAUGCUGGACCUGACCUACCCCAUCCCCUCCGUGUUCGUGUUCCCGGGGGCUGGCUUCAGCAGAAGCAUCGGCAGUGUCUUCAAGGACAGGCAGAUCGAGGACCUGUGGGUCCCCUACUUCACCAUCACCACAGACAUCACAGCCUCUGCCAUGCGGGUCCACACAGAUGGCUCACUGUGGAGGUACGUGCGUGCCAGCAUGUCCCCGUCGGGCUACAUGCCCCCGCUCUGCGACCCCAAAGAUGGACACCUGCUGAUGGACGGGGGCUACAUCAACAACCUCCCAGCAGAUGUGGCCAGGUCAAUGGGGGCAAAGGUGGUGAUUGCCAUUGACAUGGGCAGCCAGGAUGAGACAGACCUCACCAACUACGGGGAUGCGCUCUCCAGGUGGUGGCUGCUGUGGAAGCGCUGGAAUCCCUUGGCCACGAAGGUCAAGGUGUUGAACAUGGUGGAGAUCCAGACGCGUCUGGCCUACGUGUGCUGCGUCCGGCAGCUGGAGAUGAAGAGCAGCGACUACUGCGAGGACCUGCGCCCCCCCCCCAACAGCUACGGCACCCUGGACUUCAGCAAGUUCGACGAGAUCUGCGAGGUGGGGUACCAGCACGGCCGGACAGUUUUUGACAUCUGGGGUCGCAGUGGCGUGCUGGAGAACAUGCUGCAGGAUCAGUAGGGGACGAGCAAGGUGAAGGCGUCCAAUGUGCUCACCUGCCCCAACGCCUCCUUCAUGGACCUCGCUGAGAUCGUAUCGCGUAUCGAGCCUGCCAAGGGGGCUGCAGCACGUGGUGAGUUGGACCCCGGGCCAUAUGCCCACACAGCUGAGGAUGGUAGUGGCAAUGUCCCCUCCUGACCCUUGACACUCUCAGUAAGCCACCCUGGCCACCAGGCUCCCUCUAGCAGCCCCUGGCCCCGGUAGGCUGCAUAUGGGGACCCAUGCCAGCCCCUGCCCCUGCUCUCAAGAGGAUACCUGCAUGGCCCUGCUCUCUGCCCAGAUGAGUCUGACCACCAGACCGAAUACAAGGAGGUGCUGCUGGGCGGCCCCAGCCGACCUGGGCUCCGACUCAGUGAGCUGCCCGGACACCCUGUGCUCCCCAGCUGAGCUGCCAGCUCCAAGGGCUCCAAAGCAGGCCAGCUGCUCCCUCCCUGCUGCCCUCCUGGCUUGCCCCCACCUUGACCUUGACCGUGUGUGCGGUUUGCUUCCAGGAGGACAAGCCCUCGCUUUGGCAUCGGCACUCCCGUCUGGCUUCCCCUGAACCAUCCCAGGACUCCUCGUCCCCCCUGGCCCUCUGACCAAGAUGGGUAGAGGUCUCUGCUCUGAUGCACCCUGCAGCCAGCAUCUCCUGUGGGUGGGUUUCAGAGAACCAGCUGGCACAGCUCCUGCAGCUCUUCCCCAGCCUGCCAGGGAGACCCUGGGGCCCUGGACCCUGGGGCCCAGGGCCCUGCCAGCCGGUGUUGGAGUGUCUGGGGCCUCUCUGCGCUGGCCGCUCCUGGUGGGGCACUGGGUCCUGGCAUCCCCUGCACACACAGCAGUCCUGGGGGGCUGUGCCGGCCCCUGCGGGCCCCCUGAGGCCUCUGAGAUGUCAGAGCCCCUGAUGCUUCUGCUUAGCCUGUCAAUAAAGGUAGAUCUGAUUGU